Messenger RNA from Lymnaea stagnalis (great pond snail), 11280 nucleotides. Lineage: Eukaryota; Metazoa; Mollusca; Gastropoda; Lymnaeidae. The record is from the annotation of a GenBank genome assembly.
GUCACUUCUUUCACCGGAGUUUAAGGGCUGCCACCUCUACCGAGAUUGAACUUUGUAAGUCUCGUUUGAAUUAUCUCGGUGGAUAUCGAUACAUCGAUGAAAUUAAAUUGAAACUAAAUUUAAACAUGGGUGUAUUUGUUGCAUAUGAAUAUUUCAAGGGCUUUGUUUUGCCAUACGAUUAUAUAAAGAAUUCGAUAAUGUAAUCUAAGUAAUGUUGAGUUUAAUUUUAAUAAUAUUUAUAUUUAAAACAUAUUAUGAAUUGUGCGUCGCUGUUACUUAAGAUUGAGGAUUUCAUAUGAUAAAAAAAAGAUCCCUUUGAGUCCACCACGGCUAUGACGCUCGGACGUUUGGGAGGAAAGAUGUUUAUUUCGUCGUGGACAUUCGCUGGAGUAAAUACUUCAAGAAAAAAAUGUUGGCUAGAGUCUUCCGGACCAAUUUCUGACCCAUUCUCCGUUGUUCAUCUUGCACAAUUACUGGUAAUACGUGCUUAGUUCCUUCAUUUCUUGCAUGUGUAAUUCAUAAAUUUCUUGCAACCUCUUCUGAACGUCUUCGAAAACUUCUUUGUCACCGUAGAUGCGUCACAGUCGAUCCAUUUCAAUAAAUAAAAAUAUCUUAAGAGAAAAAAAAAUUAAUUUGGUUUUUGUUGCCUAAUUAUCUUUACAGAAAACAUCGGGGGGUUAGGGGGGUGCAUCGGGUAUCCAGUCGGAGUAAUAUUGGAGACUUUGGACAAAAGGAGAAGGAUUAAUUGUUAAUAAAUAAAUACCUUGUUGACGGCAACUGAGUUAAAUGCGGGGAAGAGCUGCUCCUGGGGCCAGAUUUUUAUCCAAUUCUGUUUUCAAAAGUGUAGACCUAAUGUGACAAAGACCGAUUAAUGUUUGAAGACUAAUGUUUGACUGAUUGACGUUUUACCGACUCCAUUUUUUAAUACUGAUGUUUCACCGACCGAUCUUUCACCGAUUAAAGUUUGACCGACUAAUUUUUGAACAACUAACGUUUGACAGACUAAAGUUUUACAGACUAAUUCUGAACCCACUCAAGUUUGAGCAGCUACUGUUUGACCGACCAACGUUUAACCAGCUACUAUUUGACCGACAAAAGUUUGACCAACUUCUGUUUGACCGACCAAAGUUGGACCAACUACCGUUUGACCGAUCAAAGAUUGAACAACUACUGUUUGACCAAUCAAAGAUUGACUAAUUACUAUUUGACUGUCCAAAGUUGGACCAACUGCUGUUUGACCGACCAACGUUUGACCAGCUACGAUAUUAACCGUCCAUAGUUUAGCCGAGUAAUGUUUUACCGAAUAAAGUUUCACCGACUCAUUCUCAUGUUUGAACGAUUUUCUUGAUCUGAAAUACAGUUGUUCGUUUUCCCUCCAGCAGUUAACAAGAAAUCAACAAAGCCAUGGCAAUGAUUGCUCUGAUAACAGCAACAUUCCUCUUGGUUCUUGAAAUCGCCAAUGGACAAAGUAAGCAUUCAGUAGAUUCAGAAGGCCUUGUUACAGGGGUCUUGGCGCUUAGUUUGACUUAAUACAGUUUGUUAGUGCUAACUGACCUAACAUUUACUAAAACAAUUUUGUAAAGACUCAAGCGAUUUAAAAUAAAUUAUUAUUUUUAAUCUGAAAGGAAAUAGGAGAUAUUUCAGCAUCAAAUUAAAAAAAAACAACACAUUUUUCUACACGUUUAAUAGCUAGCACUAUUAUAGCAAGACUAAUUCAUAUUGUAUGUUAUGUUUUAUGCCUUCUGUGUGUCUUUCAGCCUAAUGUGUGUCCAAUGUCUUUCCGUCAAAUGUGUGUCCACUGUCUUUCCGUCCAAUGUGUGUCUCUGUCUUUCAGUCCAAUGUGUCCACUGUCUUUCAGCCUAAUCGUGUCCACUGUCUUACAGUCCAAUUUGUGUCCACUGUCUUUCAGCCUAAUGUGUGACCACUGUCUUCUAGUCUUAUAUGUCACCACUGUCUUUAAGCCUUACAUCUGACCACUGUCUUUUAGCCUUAUAUGUGAUCCCUGUCUUUCAGCAUUAUCUGUGACCACUGUCUUUUAGCACUAUAUGUGACCACUGUCUUUUAGCAUUAUAUCUUCCCACAUUUUAUGUGCCCUGUGUCUUUCAGCCUGUACUGACCCUAUUGUCCAAGCUGGCAGUGGCUACUUUGGCCACCCAAUAUACUGCCAACUGUUUUACCAAUGUGACACCGGACUGAACCGCUUCGAGAUGGUCUGUGCCCCGGGCACCGUUUACAAUAAUGACCUCAUGACCUGUGUGACGCCAGACCGAGCAGUGUGCAACAACUGUAAGUUUUAGAUCUGUGUGCCGCCAGAAACAUUUAUGUGCCGCCACUGUAAGAAUUAGAUAUGUUUGACGCCUACUGUAAAUAUUAGAUCUGUGUGCCGCCAGUGUAUUAAGAAAGCUUACAUCUUAUGAAAGAAAGCAUCGAGUAUUUUAAGAAUAACACCAUCUAACUUCCACAACAACCCAGCAACCAAAACAACAACCCAGCAACGAAAGCAACAACCCAGCAACCAAAGCAACAACCCAGCAACCAAAGCAACAGCCCAGCAACCAAAGCAACAACCCAGCAACAAGUCCCGAGCCGGAGCGAACCGCCUACAGCAGUGGUUCUCAACCUUUCUAGUGCCGCGACCCCCUAAAUACUGUUUCUCGUGUCGUGGCGACCCCAGAGCCACGCAAUUAUUUUCGUUGCUACUUCAUAACUGUAAUGAUAUAAUAUGUUUUCAGAUGGUCUUAGGUGACCCCUGGAAAAGGGUCCCGCGACCCCCCAAAGGGGUCGCGACCCACUGGUUGAGAACCGCUGGUCUACAGCAUACUUCUGCCUCUUCCUGUAUAUUUUUUAGGCCCUAACAUUAGAGACCGACAGAAUUUCGGCUUCGGCUUCGGUUUUGGCGCCGAAAGUGGCCAUUUUAUCACUUUCGGCCAAGUUUCGGUUUCGGCCGAAAGACAAAAGUUAACAUUCGUUUUUUACGGUUUCGGCCGAAAUUGACUUAGACUUUCGGCCAUGUGGGUGGCCGAAAGUGACUGAGGUUUUCGGUCAUCUAAUACUCAGCGAAAGCGAUAUAUACAAACAAACUUAGACGAUCUUUCAGAACAAAUUAAGCGAUCUUUAAGAACAAACUAAACGAUCUUUAAAAACAAAUAAAGCGAUCUUUAAGAACAAAUUAAGCGAACUUUGAGCACAAACCAAGCGAUAUUUGACAACAAACUAAGCGACAUUUAAGAACAAACUAAAUGAUCUUUAAAACAAACUAAGCGAUCUUUAAGAACAAUCUAAGCGAUCUUUAAUAACAAACGAUUUUAAAGAACGAACUAAAUGAUCUUUAAUAGCAAACUAAAUGUUCUUUAGGAAUAAACAAAAAGUCUUUAAGAACAAAAUAAAAGAUCCUAUAUUAUAUGUUUACUUAUUAAUAUUCACGAUUAUCUCAUUUUUUUAUGAAAAGAAUGUAAAUAUUUAUACUUUCCCCCAUCAUUUUCGAUGUAUGCAGAAUGUAUACGGGAACGAAUUUCAAAAUAUUUAACUAUUUCAUUUUCGGUUUCGACUUUGGCUUCAGUUUCGGCCGAGAGUCAUUUUAAAACUUUCGGCCUAUUUUCGGUUUCGGCCAAAAGUCAUUCUAAACUUUCGGCCUAUUUUCGGCUUCGGCCGAAAUCAGAAAAUCACUUUCGGUCGGUCUCUACCUAACAUUGCAUACACUAUCGGCUUUUCAAAUUCCCCAGCCCCGGACAUUUUAAGGCAACCAUUUCCGCGUUUAUCAAAGCCUGUUUUUGGUAGUGUCUUCCUUUUGUUAUUCAAGCCGCGACAUACAUCCUGUCCUUAACCACAAAUAAUAAUCCCGUAGGCGUGCAUGUAUGGCUGUAGGCUGUGACGCUGUGUUCAAUAGGCGUGCAAAAUAAACAUUCCACAGAGUUUAGCACCAAUGGGGAUUCAUAUUAAAAGUGGGUUUCUUGAACGCAUGUUUUGUCAAAUGACUUUAGUAGAUUGGGAAGUUCACGCAUUUGCCUUGGUGGGUCAUUUCUAGUAGUGUAAUAAAAAUGUGCACUUGACUUAUAGCAUUAAAUAUCUGAUAUCAUAUCAACGAUCUCGGGGCCCCCCCUCCCCCGAUUAAAUGAACAGAAAUCCUUGAAACAUGGGGAAGGGGAACAUGCUGUAUGUUGUGUCUGAUAAAUCACGUGACUCAUUGUUUGAUAAAUCAUUGACUCAUUGGUUGAUAAAUCACGUGACUCAUUGUUUGUUUACCUCACAGGGGCGUGUAACAGUCAGUCUGUUGGUAGCAGGUACCCCGCGCUCUGCUGUGACGAAUACUUUGAAUGUACAGGGGUGAGUUGAACCAAAUAUAAACAUUGAAUGUACAGGGGUGAGUUGAACCAAAUAUAAACAUUGAAUGUACAGCGGUGAGUUGAACCAAAUAUAAACAUUGAAUGUACAGGGGUGAGUUGAACCAAAUAUAAACAUUGAAUGGUCUCGGUAUACUCUCUACUCGACAGCUAGUUUUGACCGACUGUCUGUCCGACUGCAUGUCUGAUCGACUGCUUCAUGUCUACCUGACAGACUUUCUGUCUGACUGCACGUCUUUCUGACCUACCGUCUUUCUCACGACACGUCUGUUGGACCACAUGUCUAUCUGACCUACUGUCUGUCUGACCACAUGUCUAUCUGACCUACGGUCUGUCUGACCACAUAUCUAUCUAACCUACUGUCUGCCUAAACGCAUGUCUAUCUGUUAUACUGUCUGUAUGACCCAUAGGUAUGAUGACCGCAAGUCUUUCUAACUGUAUAUCUACAGGUCUCUUUCUUCCUAACAAAACCUUUUAACAAUCCACUUAUAUCUCUGUAUACAUAUAUUUUUUACUGCAAUGUUUGUAUAUAAUCAUGGAAGAUUUAUUAUUGUAGUCUAAAUUUAUAAAAAAAUUAUCGUUUCAGAUGAUUGUUUCAAAUGAUUGUUUCAAAUGAUUGUUUCAAAUGUAAUAACACAAAUAUAAAGUUAAUAAAUAUAAAUAUAAAGUUAAUUUUAUAAAUAAAAUAUAUUGUAUUUUGGUUUAAAUUCCUAACAUAAUCGCUUUCAUCUGAUCUAUAUACUCUUAAUUCAGACCGGAUUUUCCCAAGGGACCUGUCUUAAAGGAACAGUUUUCAACGCAUCUACUCGCCAGUGUGUUGUUGGUGCAUGCAAUGACGAUCGCCGGUGUUACAGACCCAUAGCUGACGGUAAGUCCUCGAACAAUACACAAAGUAUGACAAGCAAGCUGAAAUAAAGGACGCAACCAAACAAUGAAGGUGUCGGCAAGACGCCUUCUUCAACGAACAAACAACGAGGAAAACAAAAUAUAAAAAUAAACAGCUGAAAUGUUGUAUCCGAGAAGACAGCAAAGGGACACUAAAUGGACAGCAAGAGGGUGGCAAGAGGAAUGUCGAUUGCCCCGAUUAAAGUCUAUUUAAAAAAUGUGAUCCUAAAUAAAUAAAUACAUGUAUUUAUCCGAGCACAUAUAGAAUAAUUUUUUUUCUGCUUAAAUAUAAUAAAUGAUUGUUACAUUUUUUUUUUAAAAGGGAAAGUACAACGAACAACGCAAAUAGUCACCACUAGGUUAUCUAAUCUUACAUACGGCUUUGAAAAGUUCAUCCUUUUUAGUUCGUCUCCUCCAUUUAAUAUGAAACAAUGUGGAGACGCAGUAUUACCAUCAUUAUGAGUGGUACGCUCAAAAAGAAGCAAAUGGCAUGAGACCAAAAUAUGAGACCAAUCAUGGUAAAACCCAUCAAAUGAAGCCCCUAUUUGAAUAGCUACUUAAAAAGAUAUGACUCUGUAUUCCAGACCCGAACUACAAGUGCUUUGAUGUACCGGACGCUGCUGGCAACCCGUGUGUCUACACUACCAGAAUCAACGGUCAAGAAAUCAGAAACCGACCGUGUGCCGACGGUACUGCCUUCAACGGCUCAACGUGUCAAUGCAGUAUCUUUAGUUCGGCCUGUCCCAGCGGUGUCAACCCUAUUGCCAACAAGUACUUGGGUGAAUAUGCUACUAAUAGAAGUCGGCGCCCUUCUCCCUCUUGCUGCCUCUAUGCCAUCUGCCUGUGUUAUCCAUAAUUCAUUAGUUGUAUAGUUAACCAUGCUAAAAUUAGUCAUGUUUUUAACAUUAGUACGCCGACGUGCGUUAUGUCAUUGUUAUCUGUAGUAAAUUAUCCAUGUUCCCAUAGUAUGCCUACUUGUGUAAUGUCAUUGUUAUCUGUAGUAAAUUAUCCAUGUUUCCAUAGUACGCCUACUUGUGUAAUGUCAUUGUUAUCUGUAGUAAAUUAUCCAUGUUCCCAUAGUACGCCUACUUGUGUAAUGUCAUUGUUAUCUGUAGUAAAUUAUCCAUGUUCCCAUAGUACGCCUACUUGUGUAAUGUCAUUGUUAUCUGUAGUAAAUUAUCCAUGUUUCCAUAGUAUGCCUACUUGUGUAAUGUCAUUGUUAUGUGUAGUAAAUUAUCCAUGUUCCCAUAGUACGCCUACUUGUGUAAUGUCAUUGUUAUGUGUAGUAAAUUAUCCAUGUUCCCAUAGUACGCCUACUUGUCAUUGUUAUCUGUAGUAAAUUAUCCAUGUUCCCAUAGUACGCCUACUUGUGUAAUGUCAUUGUUAUCUGUAGUAAAUUAUCCAUGUUUCCAUAGUAUGCCUACUUGUGUAAUGUCAUUGUUAUCUGUAGUAAAUUAUCCAUGUUCCCAUAGUAUGCCUACUUGUCAUUGUUAUCUGUAGUAAAUUAUCCAUGUUCCCAUAGUACGCCUACUUGUGUAAUGUCAUUGUUAUCUGUAGUAAAUUAUCCAUGUUUCCAUAGUAUGCCUACUUGUGUAAUGUCAUUGUUAUGUGUAGUAAAUUAUCCAUGUUUCCAUAGUACGCCUACUUGUGUAAUGUCAUUGUUAUGUGUAGUAAAUUAUCCAUGUUUCCAUACGAUGACAGAUAAUCUUUGCCGAGUUUCCUUCAAUGCCGAGUUCAACACCUUCCCUCUGGGGGCCACCACAGACAAACUAGGCGGGGUCAAUAGGCCCCUACUUAGUUACUUCCAAACAGUCGGUGUUAGGGUCAUUAACGGAAACGCUGUUUUGAGGUUCGAUAUUUGAGGAUUCGUUACGUCAGACGUAGUCUUAAGUCACUUAGUGGUUAGACAAAAUAAUUCCCGUGACCUGUUUAAGGACAUAAUCUUUAUAUUAUGUUUAUGACUUAUGAUUUUAUCGUUUGACCCAUUUAAAAACCAAGCACACAAAGGAAAAAAAAAACAUGGUAGUUUCUAAAAGAAAAAACUAUUUCUAAGACACCGACAGUAGUGAGAAAGGGACUCUUACUGAUAUGUUGUAUUAUUCACAGAACCAAAAAAUGUAAACAUAGUUGACAACACUGACAGAGUACCUGUUACUUGCAUGUGAUCUGAUAGAGUACCUGUUACUUGCAUGUGAUCUGAUAGAGUAUUUGUUACUUGCAUGUGAUCUGAUAGAGUACCUGUUACUUGCAUGUGAUCUGAUAGAGUACCUGUUCCUCACAUGUUGUAUCUUUCACAGACCUGACUUCCUGACUGGCGCCAUUCCCUACAUUUACAAUUACUACCUCAAUGCCAACCAACUGGGGAUGCCUGUGGCCUUCUCCGUGGUCUUCAGAUGGGACAACCCAACCGUAAGUGCCGAAAUACAGCAGUUAGUACAGCACUACAAUAAGUAGAACAACAUAUGAGUAAGUAGAACAACACACCCGUAAGUUGAACAAAACUCCAGUAAAUAGAACAAGUAAGUAGAACAACAUACCAGUAGGUAGAACAACACACCAGUAAGUAGAACAACAUACCAGUAAGUAGAACAACACACCUGUAAGUAGAACAAAACUCCAGUAAAUAAAACAAGUAAGUAGAACAACAUACCAGUAGGUAGAACAACACACCAGUAAGUAAAACAACAUACCAGUAAGUAGAACAACACACCAGUAAGUAGAACAAAACUCCAGUAAAUAGAACAAGUAAGUACAACAACACAUAAGUAAGUACAACACACCAGUAAGAAGAACAACACACUUGUAUUCAUGUCAAUUAAUAAAAUAUGAUCUUUUCAUUACCGUACGAACCAACUAAUUCAUGUUUUGUCCACUGUCCAGAAUGGAGCCUCCCUCGUUUUGUUGACCAACAACUACAACCCAAAUGUGUGCUCACCAACCCUGGAAGUCCGGGUUGCCUACAGUAAGAAUGAUAAUUUAACAACCUAUCAUUUUGGUGCAUCCGAGACAUCGGUUUCUUUAGUAAACGUCCUAUCAUUGUUAUUGAAGAUGGUCAACCUAAUGCCUUUAACAACUUUCAGCCACCGGUCAGUACUCUGUCUUCGUGACGGCAGUGGGAGCUACAGCCACAAGCGCCACCACGCAGGUCAGGAUAUCAGGGAAUACAAUGGGAACCAUUAGCAUGUCGGUAAGUGCAGGCGUUAGACAGCUUGAGGUUUAACACAGGGGCCUAAACUACGGGUGGAAGCCAUGUAACUGUAACAGGACACAUAACGAAACAACAGCAAAGACAAUGAUUUAAGAGAUAUUAAGUAAUACACACAGAAAACGUUAAGUAGAGGCGACAGCAUUGUGACUGUCCAGCCAAACAUGUCCUAGUUAGACAAAGGUGACAGCAUAAUGACUGCCCAGUCAAACAUGUCCUAAUUAGACAGAGGCGACAGCAUAAUGACUGCCCAGCCAAACAUGUCCUAAUUAGACAGAGGCGACAGCAUAAUGACUGCCCAGCCAAACAUGUCCUAAUUAUACAGAGCUGACAGCAUUAUGACUGCCCAGCCAAACAUGUCCUAAUUAGACAGAGGCGACAGCAUAAUGACUGCCCAGCCAAACAUGUCCUAAUUAGACAGAGGCGAUAGCAUUAUGACUGCCCAGCCAAUUCUGUCCUAAUUAGACAGAGGCGACAGCAUUAUAUUGUCUUAUCACCUCCAUUGAAGUGCAUAGUCUUAGCUGCAAGUACACACUUCAAAUCCAUUAGACGCAUAUUUGAUUAUUUCGCUCUCGUCUUGUAUGAAAAUUCACGAAGAUUAAAAUCACAUGUGUUUUCUGCAUCCACUUUCAUAAGGCAGCCUCAGAAUUGAGCCACUAUUAGGUCAGUGCAGCCUUGACCUCGGCUGUUGUACAGUUGAAUACAACAAUUACCACAAUGAGUUAGAAGACCUCUAACCCUUUUUCAGUGUAUAGUAAAUCUAUGUCAUGAAAGAAGGCCAUGCAUUGACUCCAGGUCAUCACAAAUCUAGAAAUGUUUCAAUUUGGUUCGAUGGCAAUAUCCUGCUCUCCGUUCCCAGACAGGUAACUACUUGGAAGCCCUGGUCACCUUCAACGGCACUCUCUCUGGUCAGCUGAUUGACAGGGGAUCUACUGGAUUCGUCAACACGGGGAACUUCGUUAAUCUGCUACCCUCAGCAUACCUGGGAGGUGAGUGUGCCUGAAAAUAUUCUGCCCCCCCCCCAAUAAAAGCAGUUAGCGAGGUAUGGCAGGUAGAUGGUAGAGAGUGAGGGUCAACUCACUCAUGCACAUCAUAGUCUAACACAACCCCGCACAACUCCUGAUGUAAGGCGGGCCGUAAUACUUUAUGAAAAACUUGUGCGGGCCGUAAUAUUUUAUGAAAGGCUUGUGCGGGCCGAAAGAUGAUAGGACAGGGUGGAAAGCUAUUAAGAAAAUAAUAAUAAUAAUAAAGAAUAUUUUGUUAUUUCGCUGGCCGCCAAGUGGGUGCUGGUGGGCCACUUGCAGCUCGCGGGCCGUAUGUUGUGCAGGCCUGGUCUAGCAAUCAGUUGUGAAUAGGUAACUGUAGAUCUUUUUGACACAUGUGUCGUUACUGUGUAGUUACUAAAGCAGCGUCUUGUGAAAAUUAGCUUCAAACUAAUGUUGAUCGUUACGGGUGUAGCAUAUUAUUAUAAAGAUCGUGUUUUGAGCUAAAUUAGUAUUUUACCCAAGUCUUACAAACACAGUGCUUCUAAAACUGGUGUAGCUAGUACCGGAAACCAUAGCCGAAUUCCCCAGUCACGUGAUUCUAUUAGAUUGUAAAAGUUGAAGAAGAUUUUAAAAUGAUCUCAAAAUCAAUAAAUCGGGCUUUGGUUCCUGUCACAUUGGGGAUAACUUUCUGUCUGUCCGUUACAUGUCAAAGUUUGGGAACCACUAUCCAAAAAAAUAUGAUUUGGUCCCCAUGUUCACCUGGUGUCCACCUGAAUCGUGUUCAUUGCAUAUUUGUUACAUACGCCAUUAAAAAUAAAUGUUUAUUUCAGAAUCCCUGGCCGCCAACAAAUGUGGCUUCCUGGUGGGGCGAGGUCUGACCGGGGCCAUAGAGAGGGUAAGUCUUGAGAACCUCCAGAGUCAUCAUCUUGACUUAAAUGUUAAUUACCAUUGUUGCAACUAGUUAUUACCAUUGUUGUACCUAGUUAUUGCCAUUGUUGUACCUAGUUAUUACCAUUGUUGUACUUAGUUAUUUAAGGAACACAAUUCAAGACGAAUUCUUUUGUAAAGCAAACAACAUAAUUAACAACAUUCAUAAUUGUUUAGGCUUAGAUAUCCACGGUGGAAAAUUGAUAUUAAUUUAAGAUCUUUUGUUGUUGUUUGGUGGGGGUGGGGUAUGGGUGGUCAAAUGUUGUUACAUAUUGUGAUGAGAGGUGAAAAGAGGGGGGGGGGGGUAGAGUUGUAAGGGGAAGUAAUGAAUAAAUUUAAGAAAACGAAAACACGCCGCUCUUCUUGAAUGGGGUUAUGGGACUUACAUUUGAACAAAUCUAUUGAUAUUAAUUUAAGAUCUUUUGUUGUUGUUUGGUGGGGGUGGGGUAUGGGUGGUCAAAUGUUGUUACAUAUUGUGAUGAGAGGUGAAAAGAGGGGGGGGGGUGUAGAGUUGUAAGGGGAAGUAAUGAAUAAAUUUAAGAAAACGAAAACACGCCGCUCUUCUUGAAUGGGGUUAUGGGACUUACAUUUGAACAAAUCAUUGACAUUGGUCAAUGUUGACAUGCAUGAAUGACGUAACAAAUCAGGUGUAGGUGGCAAAUUGUUAGCGAAUUGUUCCAUAAUUCCAUCAGUUCAAUGCCAUAACACUCUGUUGUCCACAGUUCCGUGUCUAUGAGGGGUGUGGCGACUUUGCACGUCUCCGUGUAUGAGCCAGAUGACGCUGACACACUGGCACGCUGGCGCGCCGUCACAAUGGCACGCCGUCACGAUGGCACGCAGCUUUCGAUUUGUCAACCAGACAUCUUACAAUAACAAUCUCAGUAAUAAUAGUCCAACCCCACUGUUAAAUUAAUAAAAUAAUGUCAAUAUUUCUCUU